Selaginella moellendorffii is the source of this 597-nucleotide messenger RNA. RefSeq lists its product as uncharacterized. The coding region runs from base 4 to 510 and encodes 168 amino acids. Gene Ontology annotation, molecular function: P-type transmembrane transporter activity. Lineage: Eukaryota; Viridiplantae; Streptophyta; Lycopodiopsida; Selaginellales; Selaginellaceae. Gene Ontology annotation, cellular component: membrane. The record is from RefSeq and is a predicted model, not a curated record. The transcript is spliced from 5 exons.
UUCAUGGCAAGCCAGAAGGAUUACGUGAGAUGGCCGGCACAAUACUCUCAUGGUGCAAGCUGGUGGACGCUGGGUGACAACUGGGAGUCCACAGUGUUGUUCUUCACAAUGUAUUUCCAGUUCAUCACGUCCGCAUUCGUGUUCUCGUUUGGCUCCAAGUUUCGAAAGACCGUAUUCAAAAACCUCUCUUUGAUGGUUUCGUACUGGUCAUUGAUCGCUGUGUGCUCUUGUCUACUGCUUCUUCCUCACAACAAGUUCACGGAAGUAUGGCACGUUGCAAGCGAGCAAUUCAACCAUGCAAACCCCGCCUCUCCAGUUUGGGCGUCUUACCAGAAAAAUGGUGGACAGCCUUCGCCGGCCAUGAGCUUUGAUUUCCGUUUCAAGCUAUGGUGGAUCAUUCUCGCGAGUCUCGCCGUCAAUAUAGCUUGGCAAAAGGUCGUAGUGGAAGGCCCACUGGCACGGAUUUUAGCUGCAAAGUAUCCCUCAAAGCGACAAAAGCUACACAUUUAGAGUAUAUUUUUAGAAUCGCCAAGAAUGUACGGUACCAAAAAUUUAAAUCUGAAGGGCAAACGCCAUCUUGAAUUCGUUGGUUAAGCA